Podarcis lilfordi (Lilford's wall lizard) is the source of this 20247-nucleotide messenger RNA. The record is from the annotation of a GenBank genome assembly. Lineage: Eukaryota; Metazoa; Chordata; Lepidosauria; Squamata; Lacertidae.
AUGAAAAUGGCCAGCACUACACAGAUAUCCAAAGAUGAGCUAGAGGAACUCAGGGAGGCCUUUGCCAAAGUCGGUGAGUGUCUAUUAUGGCUUACAGCACCAUGAAUUAUGCAUCUGGGUGUCAGGAGUGGGUGCCUCUGCUCUGGGAGCAGCAAACUGGAUCCCACACUCUCUCCAGCGUGGUGUCUCUGUGUGCCAGGUUUGUUUGUGCUGCCUCCUAGUGGGUGAUCUUAGCCAAGCAGCCAGAUAAUAUACAGAACAGAGCCCAAAGUCUGAACUGAAAGGAACCAGUGCUAUUUAAAUGAUCAUAAAAAGAUGGAUAUAUUUAUUGAAAAUGUAUUUAAUAAUAAUAAUAAUAAUAAUAAUAAUAAUAAUAAUAAUUUGUUAUUUAACCCCCCCCCCCCCCACGAUCUGGGCGGCUCCCAACAGAAUUAAAAGCACAUGAGGUUGUGAUCCAGCAUUGUCCUGUAUUUUCCCCGCAACAUUAACCCAACAUAGCAGAAGCAGUGUUUCCUUCCAAGUAGACCUGGGUUGGUCUUGAGAUCUGCAAUGGAAGCCUUGCUACUGCUUUAAUGCCGCCCUCGUGAGAUUCAUGGGGGUGGGGGCAUGAGAGGGGCAUCUCUGCGGCACUCCCCAAGCUGCAAAUUGCCUUCCUUUUCUAAGGAGCCUGCGGCCUCAGCAUGGGAUGUGCUUUGGAAGUCAGGUCAAGAAGCACCUUUUGGGGAGAUGGAAGAUAAGAUCAGGCUGUCCCUCCUAUUGCAAUGUUGCUUUGGUUUGUGUUUGCUGUUUAUUCGAUUUCAUAGUGUUUAUGUAUUACUUGGUUUCCUUUCUGCGUUGAGCCAUAUGUAGCCUCACCCUGGGACCACAUGGUGAAGCACAGGCUACAAAUGCAUGCUUAUAUAUGAGUAUGUACACCUGCUUUCCCCAUUGUAUGGGAUGCACUCCUUAGUGGGGUGCCCCUGUCAUCAUCAUUAUGAACUCCCAGGAGUCAUUUGAAAACUUUCCUGUUUACCCCGGCAUUUGAUGGCUAAGAAAUACAGUUCCUGGCAACCCCAAGAUCAUUGUAUGAUAACUGUUUUUAGAAUGUUUUAACUGUUUAAGAAUGUUUUUUUAAAUAAAUACCUAAUUAAAUAAAUGUGGGUGUUGUGGGCUCAUUUGAGAGCAAGGGCAGAAUACAAAUUCAGUAAGCAAGCAAGCAAGCAAAUGAAUGAAUGAAUGAAUGAAUCUAUAUUUUGUGACUUAGAAGCAGCUUAGAACAACCUAAUAUCAAACAAUAAAACUCCACAAAAUUUUUCUCACAAGCCUUGUGUUUUUUUCUUUUGCAUUAAAGAUCUCAACAGCAAUGGAUUCAUCUGUGAUUAUGAGUUGCACGAACUCUUCAAAGAAGCCAACCUUCCCCUUCCUGGAUACAAAGUGAGGGAGAUCAUCCAGAAACUGAUGAUAGAUGGGGACAAGAACAAAGAUGGGAAGAUCAGCUUUGAAGAGUUCGUUUACGUAAGUAUCUAAAAAAACUCCCUCCUGCUAGUCCUCCGUGUCUCUUCCAGUCCUAGAACCUCGGUGCCUGCCUCUGUUGCAAGGCAGCCAGCCUUUUAUCUGUGAUGGUGAGGGGGCAUAGUGCCACACACAGCAGAGCUGAAUGGACUGAUCUGAAAUUUGGCAAGGUUUAAGAAUUUUAUUCCAUUUCUUAAAGGCCUUGAAACCUCUGGGCUUCUCUUUCCCAAACAACAAUGCCGUCCACCCCCAAGACCACUUGGGAAAACCUGAGGGAAUCUCAAAAGCAGUUUGUGGUGAGGUAUUUUGGCAGUCGGGGACUCUGCUAUCCAAAGACAAAAAUCUCCCCAGACUUCCUCCAGCCCUUUGACUCCUUUAGGUGUUCUAGUUGAUUCUGAUCUAAUAGCAUGCGAGGUGCUUACCUGCUGUGCUUUGGAGCUGCACCAACAAGCGCAGAAGACUUGUGUCAUCAUAUCUUUCAGGAGGGGUGAAUUUGCAGCCCACCACAUGUUGCUGAAUUACUGUUCCCACCCCCCAUCCCUGAUGUUUUUCUGUUCUGGCCCUGGCUGAUGGGAGCUAGAAUCUAGCAACAUCUGGGAGGCUGCUGGUUCUCUAGUCCUGAUCUCAGUUCUCCAAGUGCCAAGACAGGACCACCCAGGCAUAAGAGAGUACUAUCAGCAAGUUGUAUAGAAUCAUAGAAUUAUUGUUGGAAGGGGCUGUGUGGGUCAUCUAGUCUAUCCCCUGCAAUGUAGGAAUAUUUUGCCUGUUGUGGGACAUGACCCCAGAUAAGAGUCUCAUUCUCUACCAACUGCGCUAGUUUGUGGAAGCUCCAAAGUUUGUAGAAGUACCAUGAAAUAUUUAGGGGUGGGACCCUUGUGGGUGGGGGGGUGGGGAGACUCAAAAAAACAGCCCAAAUGCACACUUUGUUCAGUGGUCAUGAAAUGCUCACUGUUUGUUUCUUUGUUUGAUGGAUGGGGUAUCAUAAACCAUGUGCCAAGUGCACUAAAAUGGAGUACAGUCAUACCUUGGGUUGAAGUAGCUUCGGGUUGCGCUCCAUGGCGACCCGGAAGUGAUGGAGCGUGUUACUUCUGGGUUUCGCCGCUGGCUCAUGUGCAGACACUCAAAGUGACAUCACGCGCAUGUGCGGAAGCGGCGAAACACAACCUGUAGACACGCAGUUGUGUCUUACGUUUACUUCAGGAUGCGAAAAGGGUUCCAGAACAGAUCCUGUUCAUAUCCAAAGGUACCAAUGUAGCUGGAAUCCUGAACAGAAAAGACACUGCAAAAAUGUUUGUCUUGUGAGCUGGUUCUCACUGAGGUGGCAAACCCAGGUUGUGGUUGCAGCGUUUGAAACGUCUAUUAAGGGUUUUCCAGGAUUGGGUCUCCUUCAUACUGCGCAUUCUGCUCCACGUACACCUGAAUCCCCAUUUCCUACCUGCUGAAACUCCGUAUUAUUGAGGUUGGGUUUGGCAAAGCGCACAACCACAACCAGCCUCCAAGCUUCAAGUCUGACAUGGCGCACCUCAGCUACAGGCUUCAUAUGUCACUAAGAGCCUAUCACUGACUGCUCGUGUUUUAUUUGCGCAGAUCUUCCAAGAGGUGAAAAGCAGUGACAUCGCCAAGACUUUCAGAAAGGCCAUCAACAGAAAAGAAGGCAUCUGCGCUAUCGGUGGGACAUCUGAGCUCUCCAGCGAAGGCACCCAGCACUCCUACUCAGGUAGUCCCUGAAAUAAUCUUUUGGACUAAGUUGAAAUACAUUCCUGCAUCCUAUGCUACUGAGGUUUAUUUUCUCUGCCUCUUUUUUGUGCCCUUGAGGUGUAAAUUGGGUGCAGAGACGGCACUCCUAGGAAGACCCCAUCAGUUAUUUUCAGGCACCACCUCAAUUCCCUCCAUGCCGGUGAUGCAAAUCCCUAGCUCCAGCUGCAUCCUGGGACCCAUGUGCUCUGGCUGAAAUGAUGCACGGAGUCACACACCAUAGCAGUGUGGUGUAGCGGUUAGCAUGUUGGGACUAGUACAUUGGAGACCAGGGUUCAAAUCCCCACUCAGCCAUGCAGCUCACUGGGUGACCCUGGGGGCCAGGCCCUGCCUCUCAGCCUAACCUACCUCGCAGGGUGGUUGUGGUGAUUAAAUAAGGAGGGGAAGAACCAUGUAUCCCACCCUGAGCUCCUUGGGGGGAGAAACUAGGAUCUAAGUGCAACAAUUAAACAAUUGCCCGGCAACAGAUACUUAGGGGUGCUAUUGCCACCUACUGUGGAGGCAGAUCAUCGCUGUCAUGGUGAGUGGUCCUCUUUUAAAGCUCUCUAGAUUGGUGGCCAUCACUGCCUCCUGUGGGAGGGAGUUCCAUAGUUUAACAAGGCGCUGUGUGAAGAAGGACUUCCUUUUGUCUGUCCUGAAUCUUACAACAUUCAGCUGUGUUGGGUGUAACCAAUGUGGUGCCCUGUAGCUCCUGUCCUUCUGACCCUUGGCCAAGCUGGCUGGGACUGAUGGGAGUUGGAGUCCAACAACAUCUGGAGGCCACCAGGUUCCCCAGCUUUGCCAUAAGCUAUUACUGGAAUGCACUCCCUGUUGGGUGUGAGAGUCCAAGGAGGCCUGGUGGAGCCAGGGAUCUCACUGGGCCUUCUUCACCCAGUCAUGCUCUCUUGGCCUGACCCAGCUUGCCUCCCUGUGUUUUUGUGAGGAUGAAAGAGAGAGCCAUCCCAUCCGUGAUCUGUGGUAGAAACGUGAAGACUAAAUAAAUAAACAGAGGGUGGAAUGGAUCAAAACUCAAGAAUUCAAUUUGCAGUCAUGGUUCCCAAAGUGAUUGGUAGCGCUCCCUGGUGGGCAGUAAGAUCAGCUGGAGGUGUACUUUGGGGGAUUUGACCCCAGAUACCACUGGAUCAAAGUUCAGUUUCGUGGAACUAAUUAAAUGAAUCAAUUUAAUUGUAUUCCGAGUCAAUGUGCAAUUAAGCGUUACUGCUUUGAAUUUAUCUCCACGGCCUUAGUGGGUCUUGGAAGCUGCUAUUGUGAAUAAUUCUCUUAUCAAAGAUAGGGUGCACUGGGGAGGAGUUUUAUCUGAACAGUUCAGAUGGUCUCUGCAUAUGUGACACAGUUAAAAGUUGUGCAGAUUUGUGGGAGGCCUAUAGUUAAUUGCUUGAGCCCCAGGUGUUUUUUGGUGUUUCAUUGUGGAACACACAAACACCAAGGCCAUGAACUUCCUAUGGGUCAACCCCCACCUUCUGCAGUAUCUAAAGUGAUUAGAUGUGGGUGGGGGGAGCCUGUCCCAGGGUUUUCUGGUGCCUGAUGAUGCACUGAGUCCUCUUGUUUUGCUUGCCACCUGUGUGAACCCUAAACAUACAAUGAACUUGACAGUCUCCUUCUUCUUCAGAGGAAGAAAAAUAUGCCUUUGUGAACUGGAUAAACAAGGCUUUGGAAAACGAUCCGGACUGUAAGCAUGUCAUUCCAAUGAACCCAAAUACAGACGAUCUCUUCAAAGCCGUUGCAGAUGGGAUUGUGCUGUGGUGAGUUUUUUCUUUGGAGGGCUUUUGUUCUCCGGAGUUAUGGAUGCAAUUAGAAAGGUGCAGAAAGGGGAAAAUUGUAAUCUCCAGCUAAGUGACAUUCCUAUAUUAGCUUUGCUGUCGAUGUUUUAGAUUGUCACACUUCACAUGGGUAUCACACUUCCCUCCAAUAAUUUUAUUUUAUUUUUGCUCUUUAGUCUUUAUUCCAUUAUGUUUUCAGAGAACUCAGGGUGAUGUACAUAUUAUUAACCAUUCGUUUAAAGGAUUUUUUAUCCCACUCUUCAAUCAAAAAACUCCCCCAGAGCAGCUUAUCAAUUGCAACUUUAAAUAGCAAAAUGAACCAAAAAAUCAGUCUGUAUAAUUUAAUGGCACAAAAGGAAAGUGAAUUUGGAGGGAGAGGGAAAUAAGGAAACUCGGGUACAAGUUCUUAGUUACCAGCUGGGAUGGAAAAGCUCAAGGAGAGGUCAGUGUUCAGAGAGGUCAAGGAGAGGUCAGUGUUCCAGUGGAAGUGUGGACUCUCACAUACUAAAGCACACAUGAUUUUAUUCUUUAAAAAAGGAGGUCAGGCUGAGAAAGACUGAUUGACACAGCUAAUUGGGGAUUUGAACCUGAGUCUCCCUCAUCUACAUCUGCAGCACUGACUGCUCCCCAUUGACUUAGCAUAUAGCACCAGUGGCAAUGUUGAAACCAACUCUUGUAACUCUGUAUGUUAGUUCUUCCCUCCUGUCUAAAGUUCACAGUGUAUGGUUUAGGGUGUCCUGUUGGGUUUUGUGUAUGUGCUAUAGAAGUUCAGCCAAGUGGCUAAGCUCACCACAGGAAGAAAAAAACUGUGUAGCAGAGAUUGCUUUUACUCGGCCUACACAAACACAUGCACAAAAUAUGCACACGCUAUUUAAAGCUGCUACAGUAAAUUUUCUCUUUCUGAGCCCAGAGGGGUUCUUUGCUUGCCAAUUCCUUGCAGAGUCCACAAGGCAAAGGCAAAAUCUAGUUGCUAACAAAGUUCUGCAACUUCCAGAGUUCUCAGACGUUCUGAGUCUAGAGGUCUUGCACGUUGUCUGACGUCUGUCAGACGAACCCUUUAGAACAUCUUCCACAUUUUCACAGGCUUGUUCCAACAAUCUCCACGUUUCCCACAGAUUCUCCUGCACUCCCCAGCACUGCAGCUUGAGUCCUUUUCUGCCCUGUGCCUAGUGAUAGUUGGCCCAGCAACAGAGACAGUCACAAGAUGCCUCAGCUGCACAUGGGCAAAAUAACAUUUCUGCCAACUCAUGGAGAGCAAACCCCAUGGUUUUUUUUUCCAGUUUCCUUAACACUUUCCUUAUUCCCUGGUUAAAAGUACAUGAUUUAAGCCUUAAGUAUAUGGCUUGGGUCCAGUCCACCCGAAAGAUCCUUUCUUUGUAUACGAACCUACGUGGAUGCCAAGAUCCUUUGUUGAUCGCCCUCUCUUCAUCCCAUCAACUUCAGAGCAGCAGUUUGUUCAUUAUUUCUUCAUUACAUUUGUACCUUACCUUUCCUCCAAAGAGCCCAAGGUGGCGUACCUAGUUCUCCCUGCUCUUCUUUUCAUCUACACAACAGCCCUGUGAGGUAGGUUAGGCUGAGAGGCAGGGACUGGCCUAAGGUCACCCAGGGAGCUUCAUGUCUGAAUAGGGUCCCGCUGGUGGUGAUGCGAGAGAGCCAUUUGUGUGGUCGCUGCCAUAUUGUGGAAUUCCCUCCCAAGAGAGGCUAGCCUAGCUCCCUCCUUGGUAACUCUUCCUCUGGCAGCCUAUAUGACCUUCCUAUUCAAACAGACCUUUUGAAAUGGAAGUGCAGACUAUUCUGAUCUCUGGGAUGUUGUCAGGGCAAACUGCAUUUUAAUCGCUGGUUCUGAAUUCAUCCUGUUGAGUUUUUUUUUUUUUAAUGUUGGUUUUAACUGGUUUGUUUUAUAACAUAGUAUUUAUAAAGUCGUUUAACAAUUGUUGGAAGCUGCCUUGAAUCCCAACUUAGGAGAAAGGCAGGAUAUAAAUACUGAUACUAAUUCUAAUACUGUAUUCCCCUCUGUCCAGCCUCUACCUGCAGCCAUCAAUGGGAAGCACAAGAAAGAAGCCAGCAUUUUAAAUUCCAGGCUUCUCACUCACGCAUUUCACAGGCCUCAUACAAGCGAUUUUGACAAGCCACCUGUCAGUCAUGUGGCAUCAUAAAGAUGUGUGGCUGCUGGUUGUGUGGCCCCAUCCAGCUGCCCAGUUUGGUUUGCAAGGCCAGUCCUGGUAAGAAUCCAGGACAUGGAGCAAAAAGGUCUCUGCACCCCUGCUUUUAAGGGUAACUUUGCUAAAAAUAAUUUAGAUCACAGGAGGGGAAACCUUUUUUUUUUUUUUUUUUAAUUAAACCUCUGCACUGAUCUGUUUUGGGCAGAAAAACAGCUGCUUAUAAGUUCACAUAUAUUAAUGAAGAAUUCGUUUUUAAAAAUUCCUUGCUUCUUUGAGCAACAUUGCAGUAAUAUUGCACUAAUAUUAUUUAGAGGAGUUAUUCUGCAAACACCGUUUAAUCAUGCCCUGCACCUUUUCACAGAAUUCCCCCCUCCUCUCACAUGAGUGCAUAGACCCUGACUAAUCUCAGUUUGAAUCUUGUUCUCCCCUGCUUCUUUCCACCAGUAAAAUGAUCAACCUUUCUGUUCCUGACACAAUUGAUGAAAGAGUGAUCAACAAGAAAAAGCUAACACCAUUCAUAAUUCAGGUAGGGAAUCCUCCUCCAACUGGCUUUCUUUCCUCCCUCACUUCCCCAGUGGGUUAAGAUAAUGCUGGAGUUGUUCAUUGACCCAAGGGGGGUGAGGGUUUUUUUGCUUUUAAUUAUUGAAGGGGCCUCUUGUUCUGUGCUUUUGCUUUAUAGCAAAAAGUAAAAAGGUAAAGGGACCCCUGACCAUUAGGUCCAGUCGUGGCCGACUCUGGGGUUGCGGCGCUCAUCUCGCUUUAUUGGCCGAGGGAGCCGGCAUACAGCUUGCAGGUCAUGUGGCCAGCAGGACUAAGCCGCUUCUGGCGAACCAGAGCAGCGCACGGAAACGCCGUUGACCUUCCCGUCGGAGCGGUACCUAUUUAUCUACUUGCACUUUGACAUGCUUUCAAACUGCUAGGUUCGAAGUAGCUGCCUGUAAAUAUUAAUAUAGGUUAAAGAACAGGUGAAAAAACCACCACUGGGUUCGAAGUUUAUUCAAUGGAAAUGCAUUGUAGCAACAGCAUUUGGGGAGCAAUUUUUGCUUUGAGCCCUACCCCCCCCCCAAAAAAACCCCAACACCUGUUGGAUUUGUGUCUGUUUUUUCCUUAUCAGGGCCCCAAAACCUAUUUCAACAGGCAGAAAAAAGCUUUAACUGCAGUAUUUAAUGUUGCUUUCAAUGAAACAACAUUCAAUGUUAAGGAACGCUAUAUAGCUCAGUUCUGGAACAUCUGUUUUGCACACAGAAGUUACCCAGGUUUGGUCCCUAGCAUCUUCAAGGUAAAACUCAGAAAGACUCCUCAGAGAGCUUCUGCCAGUCAGUGUAGACAACACUGAACUAAAUGGACCCAGUGGCUUGACUCUGUAUAAGGCAGCUUCCUGUGCUGCAGCUUGCUAGCAUAGGGUUCAAGAUCAACAAGAAAGGAUUUUUAAAAACAACAACAACAAUGGCCUAGCAUUUUCAUUUGAACCACUGCACAAAUAGCCCCUUUGUGGGGAAAGGCAGUGGGUAAAGGAACAGCCAGGCAAUUUUGGGCUUCAGUAAUUUAGCUACAAGGGAUGCAGGUGGCACUGUGGGUUAAACCACAGAGCCUUGGGCUUGCCAAUCAGAAGGUCGGCGGUUCAAAUCCCCACGAUGGGGUGAGCUCCCAUUGCUCAUUCCCAGUUCCUGCCAACCUAGCAGUUUGAAAGCAAGUCAAAGUGCAAGUAGAUAAAUAGGUACCACUCCAGCAGGAAGGUAAACGGCGUUUCCGUGCGCUGCUCUGGUUCACCAGAAGCGGCUUAGUCAUGCUGGCCACAUGACCCGGAAGCUGUACACCGGCUCCCUCGGCCAAUAAAGCGAGAUGAGCACCGCAACCCCAGAGUCGGCCAUUCGCGACUGGACCUAAGGGUCAGGGGUCCCUUUACUAAUUUAGAUACAGUGCACCUGACCACCCAUAGAGGGGACAGCUCUUAGGCAAGAGAUAACGGUAUGAAAGGGAUCCCUUCUGACUUGAGCCCCUUCUGUCUUCAGGAAAACCUGAACUUGGCCUUGAACUCGGCCUCUGCCAUUGGGUGUCAUGUGGUCAACAUUGGAGCAGAAGAUUUGAGGGAAGGGAAGCCACAUCUGGUUCUAGGGCUUCUGUGGCAGAUCAUCAAGAUUGGCUUGUUUGCAGACAUAGAACUCAGCAGAAAUGAAGGUAAGCCAAAGGCUGCACUCUCUUCCCAUCCGGAUGACGGACUAAGAACUACCCAGCAAAAGUCCCUGCUGGACCCAGCCACCCUCUUAUUUUCCUUUGAGCAGGCCAAGUUUUGCAUUUCGUUGUCAUCACUGCUGCUGCUGUUUUGGAAAGUGGCUGGCCCCUAUUUGUGGGAGUGAGCAAGCCAGUAGGAUGCCAUGGUUAGAAUGCUGGGGUUUUUGCCACGGUUAGGGUAUCCCUAAGAUGUUUUAAGCUAUCCAGGUGCAGUCCCCAAAACUUCCCAGGUGAGACUGAGAAAUCCUCCUGCUUGAAACCCUGGAGGUCCUCUGUCAGUCAGUGUAGACUAGGUGUGGAGACCCUUUCACACUCUAGAUGUUGCUGAAGGACAGCUCUCAUCAUCCUGGGCUGGGCUUGUUGAGGCUGAUGGAAGUUGUAGUUCACAGAAUCAUAGCAUUGUAGAAUUGGUAGGGACUCCAAGGGUCCUCUAGUCCAACUCCCUGCAACACAAGGAUCACCACUAAAGCAUCCAUGGCUGAUGGCCAUUCAACCUCUGCUUAACAAUCUCCAAGAAGGAAAGUCCACAACCUCUUGGGGGAGACUGAGCUAAUAUAGACCGAUUCUAUAUAAGGCAGUUCCCUAUGAUAAGUGGAGGGUCAAAGUUGUGUUUCCUGCAGAAAGUCCCAGAUUCAGUCUAUCACAUAUCCAGGUGGAGAACUCUGGAUUCUGUAGUUGGGGACAGAAAGCAUAGCUCAACAGUGCCAGAGAAGGGCCAUAGCUCAGUGGCAGAGCACCUGAUUUGCAUGCAGCAGAUCUCAGAUUCCAUCUCCAAUGGCAUCUCCAGGUAGGGCUGGCAAUGACUCCCUGCUUGAAACUCUGGAGAGCCUCUGCCAGUCAGUGUAGGCAGUACUGAGCUAGAUGGAUCAAGGGCCUCAUUCAGUAUUAAGACAACUUACUUCCUCCCUUAACCAAAUGUGAUUGUGCCCCUUUUAAAUUAAGAUAGCUUCGUUUGGGAGGAACGAAAUGCAAACCUAGCCUCUCCCAAUGGUGCCCUCCAACAUCCAUGACCCCGUCCUUUUGUUUCAGCCUUGGCUGCCUUGCUCCGAGAUGGGGAGACUUUGGAAGACCUGAUGAAGUUGUCUCCAGAGGAGCUGCUCUUGAGGUGGGCCAACUUCCACCUGGAAAAUGCUGGGUGGCACAAGAUCAACAACUUCAGCUCAGAGAUCAAGGUAUCCGUGGGGCUGGAGACAGUGGGGUGCCUUGUCUAAGCAAUAAAGAAAUGGGCUACAACUGAAGUUCUGACUGCCUUGCAAUGAUCCCACCUUAAACAUCUGGCUACAGGCAUAGUUCUCGCUUUGUACAGAGAACAGUGGGGGAGAAUUUCACGCCCAUCUCUUCCGGGUGAGGGGUUUGCCGAGGCUGCCUGGUCUGAGGGCCCUUGAAAUCAUGUUUCAAACUUUUCAACUAGGGAGGAGCAUACCUGUGACGCUCUAGCUUUUAUGGGGCUCUCGCCUUCCCCAACCAACAUGGCCAAUGGCCAAACGGCCUUCUGUGUGCUGUUCAUGAGGCAGAAACAUUGGCAAGAUUUAAACAUAGCCUAAAGACCCAUCUAUUGAAGCAGGCAUUCCCAGACUCAACAGAUGCAUUUAUUCAUAUUCAACAUAAUAUUAAAUCAGUAGCUUCUCUGCUUUUGCCAAUGUAUUUCUUUGUAAUUUUGGUUUUAAAUGUUCAUACAUUUUUAUUUUUAUUUUUAAAAACCACUUUACUCUGCUUUAUGUAAGCCACUUGAGGAUUUUGCACAUUAAGUGGUAUAUAAAUAUUACUGAGGGUGAGGAUAAUGAAUUAUUCCUACAGAUCUUGCUGUAGCUUUGGGAGUAGGAGACACCCCCCUCCCAAAAAGCUGGAUUAUCUACUGGGGAAUAUUCCCUGGUUUUUGGAAUUGAAACUAUUUCCCACUGGUUCCCAUCUAACCACCUUACUUCUCUUCUCUCUUUCUCUCAUGCUUCCUGGAUUUCUGCUGUCCUUCUUUCGCUCUCUUGCCUUCCUUUCUCUCCCCCUCCCCUUGCUUUUAUUUUUGCAAGCUCACUGACUUCAAUAACUCUGUUAAGGUAUCAAAGCAAUGUAUACCUCCUCAGUGUUUUAACUAAUUUAAUGGUCUUGUAUUUGUCUUCUGCCUUGCAGUAGGCAAACCAAUGGCUGACUCUCUUCUUCCUCGUUUUUGGUCUGCUCCAGGACUCCAGAGCAUACUACCAUCUUCUCAACCAAAUUGCACCCAAGGGACAGAAGGAAGGGGAGCCGCAAAUCGAUAUCAACAUGUCUGGCUUCAGUGUAAGUCAUCCCCAUUCUUGGGCUGCUACAAAUCUCUUGAACAUCGGGACAUUAUAGUUGCCUGGCUUUUGGUUAAUUUAAAACACCAGAUGCUGUUGAAAGAAAGUGGCACCUUCCCACUGAAUUUUGCAUGGGCAGCCCCAUGUAGAACCCAGGUCUUCUCCAUGCAUAGCAGUUGCUUUAUAGCCCUUCCCCUACCAUACAAAGCUGCCUUAUACUGAUUCAGACUGUUGGUCCAUCUGGCUCACUAUUGCCUACACUGACUUGCAGUCUCCAGAGUUUUAGGCUUUGCAGCACUACUUGGAGAUGCUGGGGACUGAACCUUCAUGCAAGGCAAGUGUCCUAACACUGAGCUGUGGACCUCCCCCACCCCAGCUUGUUUUGUUGGUGGUGGGUGGUGAGGAGGGCGAGCCCUGAACAUGUGGGAUUGGGCGAUCAGUCUGCUAAUCAUCACUGCCCUGUGAUGCGGUUGAAGAAGGUCCUCUUGAUAGUUCAUGGUGCUAUCCCUGCUUUUCCAGGAGAAAGACGACUUGAAGAGGGCUGAGUGCAUGCUUCAGCAGGCAGACAGACUGGGCUGCCGGCAGUUUGUCACCCCAGCGGACGUUGUGAGUGGCAACCCCAAACUGAACUUGGCUUUCGUGGCCAACUUGUUCAACAAGUACCCGGCACUCACCAAGCCUGAAAACCAGGACAUUGACUGGACACUGCUGGAAGGUAAGGAAGGGCUGCAUUUCCUCUCCAGCGUUCUUGUUGGAGGGAAGAGGGUAGUGUGUGUGUGUGUGUUGCAGAGGUGGACAGCUGCAGGUGCUUUUCUCUCUCCUGCACUCAAAGAAUUAGCCAUGCACAUUUCCUUAUGUUCAGAAGUUAUGCAGGGGGCAACUGGGAAGAAGACAUUUCCUGGAGACUCACAUGGUGUGUUCACAACUCUCUCUCUCUCAGAACCCAUGCUGCCCUGUUCUGCCCAAGCUUUGCAGAUUUUUAAGGAUUAAAUGGAUUUUUUCUCGUAUACUUGGAUAACUUUAAUUUUCGCUGUGGUUGCAUUAAAAGUUUUCUGAUAUUUAACUUUUUAAGCUGCCUUCAGUGUUGUUGUUGUUUUGUAAAAGGGGCACCUAAUUUCCUGUCUGUCUCACCCCCCCUUAACUUAGGUGAGACCCGAGAAGAAAGAACAUUUCGCAACUGGAUGAACUCUCUUGGCGUGAACCCCCAUGUGAACCAUCUCUACGGGUAAGUAGCAGGCUCACUGCCUGCCUUGUUUGGAGCAAUCAGUUUCUGAUACAUAGAAGGGGAGCGCCUAUUGUCCCUGACCAUUGGGCUUGCUGGCUGGUGGUGAUGAAGUCCUUCUGCAUCUGGGGAGCCACAGAGGGUUUUCAUCCCUGCUGGAACCUACAGGUGACUCUACACAUGUGGGGGUUAUUUUCUGGGGCCCUGUGCAUGAAAUCGUGUAAAAUGGGGAGCACCCCCUAAAUGCCCUUUCAUCGCCCUCUCUGCCACUUCCUCUUCAAUCCUUACCAAAAAUACUGUAUCCAAAAAUAUCCACAACUAGAAUUGAAGCUCUAGGGAGAAAGCCGCUGCUGCUGUGCUGCCCCACACACCGGUUGUUAGGCGGGGAGGUCGAGCAGUGUAAACAAAGCCUCCCGAGGAUGUGGACAGGCUGCUUGGAUGCGUGAAACCAACCACCUAUCUCCUUGAUCCUUGCCCAUCCUGGCUUAUAAAAGCUAGCCGGGAAGGGCUGGGCGAUGGGCUUCGUGGGGUGGUGAAUGCUUCCCUCCGUGAGGGAGCCUUCCCAGACCCCCUGAAAGAGGCGGUUAUUAAACCGCUUCUUAAAAAAACCAUCUUUAGAUGCGGCCACGAUAGCCAACUAUCACCCAGUCUCAAAUCUUCCAUUCUUGGGCAAGGUGAUUGAGCGAGUGGUUGCUGAACAAGUCCAGGCACGCCUGGAAGAAGCGGACCAUUUGGAUCCCUUCCAGUCGGGAUUCAGGCCUCACCACGGGACUGAAACUGCCUUGGUCGUGCUGGUCAAUGAUCUCUGGCGGGCUAGGGACAAAGGUGAGAGCUGUUUCCUAGUUCUGCUGGAUCUCUCAGAGGCUUUUGACACCAUUGACCAUAACAUCCUUGUGGACCGUCUUGAGGGGCUGGGAGCUGGGGGCACUGUUAUACAGUGGUUUCGCUCCUUCCUCCUGGGCCGUGUUCAGAAAGUGGUGGGGGGGGAUGAGUGUUCAGACCCCUGGGCCCUCACUUGUGGGGUGCCUCAGGGUUCUGUCCUCUCCCCCAUGCUUUUCAACAUCUACAUGAAGCCGCUGGGAGAGAUCAUGAGGGGAUUUGGGCUGGGUGUUCAUCAGUAUGCGGAUGAUACCCAGCUCUACCUCUCUUUCAAAUCAGAACCAGUGAAGGCAGUGAAGGUCCUGUGUGAGUGCCUGGAGGCGGUUGGAGGUUGGAUGGCGGCUAACAGAUUGAGGUUGAAUCCUGACAAGACAGAAGUACUGUUUUUGGGGGACAGGAGGUGGGCAGGUGUGGAGGAUUCCCUGGUCCUGAAUGGGGUAACUGUGCCCCUGAAGGACCAGGUGCGCAGCCUGGGAGUCAUUUUGGACUCACAGCUGUCCAUGGAGGCACAGGUCAAAUCUGUGUCCAGGGCAGCUGUUUACCAGCUCCAUCUGGUACGCAGGCUGAGACCCUAUCUGCCUGCGGACCGCCUCGCCAGAGUGGUGCAUGCUCUGGUUAUCUCCCGCUUGGAUUACUGCAAUGCGCUCUACGUGGGGCUACCUUUGAAGGUGACCCGGAAACUACAACUAAUCCAGAACGCGGCAGCUAGACUGGUGACUGGGAGCGGCUGCAGAGACCACAUAACACCGGUCUUGAAAGACCUACAUUGGCUCCCAAUACGUUUCCGAGCACAAUUCAAAGUGUUGGUGCUGACCUUUAAAGCCCUAAACGGCCUUGGUCCAGUAUAUCUGAAGGAGCGUCUCCACCCCCAUCGUUCUACCCGGACACUGAGGUCCAGCACCGAGGGCCUUCUGGCGGUUCCCUCACUGCGAGAAGCCAAGUUACAGGGAACCAGGCAGAGGGCCUUCUCGGUAGUGGCGCCUUCCCUGUGGAACACCCUCCCACCAGAUGUCAAAGAGAACAACAACUACCAGGCUUUUAGAAGACAUCUGAAGGCAGCCCUGUUUCGGGAAGUUUUUAAUGUUUGAUGUAUUAUAGUAUUUUAAUAUUAUUUUGGAAGCCGCCCAGAGUGGCCGGGGAAGCCCAGCCAGAUGGGCGGGGUAUAAAUAAUAAAUUACUAUUAUUAUUAUUAUUAUCAGUGCCUCCAGUCUCUUCGGGGCUUCCUCCUUCCUCACAUGUCCUUUUUGCGCUCUGGGGAGGGUCUCUUCAUGAGCCACGAAGACUCCAGCUCUCGCCCACCUUUUCUGGGUUUGAAUUGAACUAUUUAAUUAUUUCCUGGCACUGCGGGUAUGCCCAGUUGUGUGUGAGUCGAAUGCAUGUAACUCCGGCGGGGGUUGUGUCUGUAUUUUAAAUAUUGAGCUGGUUUUGCUUUAAAAAGAAAAUGUCCCAUGUGGCAAAAACACAUUAACUAUUAAUUGAUGCUCUCUGUUUCCAGUGAUCUGCAGGAUGCAUUGGUCAUCUUGCAGCUCUAUGAAAAGAUAAAAGUUCCCGUUGACUGGAGUAAGGUCAACAAGCCCCCGUACCCAAAGCUUGGAGCAAACAUGAAAAAGGUAAUGAUGCCUGCUGGAGGCGCUGCUGCUUAGAAACGGUUUUGUACAAAUUCAGGGUUCAGAUUCAGUUCACAUCACAGGCGGACAGAGCCUGCUGCCUCCCCCACCUCCCCAGCUUGCAUAAUUGUGUUCUACAGCACACAGAACACCUGGCAGCCGUGCCUGGCAGGAGUAGAUUCUUCCCAGGAAGGUUUGCCCGUAAUUGCUGUUUCCAUGGAGGAAGGGAACGGAAGGGCUGUAACUCAGCAGAAGAGCAUCUGCUUUUUCAGUGGUGGUUCCCCAAUUUGUGGAAUGCCUUUGCUAGUGAGGUGCACCUGUCUCCAUUAUUCUUAACAUUCAGGAGGAAUUAAAAAACUUACUUUCUUACUCAGGCAUUUGGGAGCUGGGGAAUAUUGUUCCAAGUAACCCCAAGAUUUUCCUAUUUAUUCAUGGAAUCUGUAUCCCUCCUUUUUCUCCAAGGAGCUCAAAGUGUCAUGCAUUGUUCUCCUCCUCCUUGUUUUAACCCCCACAGCAACCCUGUGCGGUAGAUUAGGCUGAGAGGCAGUGACUGGCCCCCAAAAUCACCAUGUGAGAGCUUCGUGGCCGAGUGGGGAUUAGAACCCUGGUCUCCCAGGUCCUAGCCUGACACACUUAACUGCAAUACAACUCCAUUUCUGCCCAGGUGGGACUGCACCAUAGUAGGCUAGCUGGAUUGCAUCAGUAUAAGGCACAUCACACAAUCUAACCUUUCUCUCUCUCUCUCUCUCUCUCUCUCUCUCUCUCUCUCUCUCCCUCUCCACAAUUUCCCCCUUUCCCCACGAGCAGCUGGAAAAUUGCAAUUAUGCCGUCGACCUAGGGAAGCAUCCGGCAAAGUUCUCCCUGGUUGGCAUUGGCGGGCAAGACCUCAAUGAUGGCAACCCAACUCUCACGCUGGCUGUAGUGUGGCAGGUGAUGAGAAGGUAUCAUUGAGCUUUAGUUUUUGACGUGUGCAAAUGCUUCCUUGCAGGACGAAGGCCUUGGUGUGGGCUGCCCACAGGGCUUCCACUGUGGGCAAAUGUUUCAGAAAAGGCUUGGUGCCUUUUGUGUCUGGUGUGGUUGCUUUUGCUGUUGUUAACCCAGCUUCUGCUGUCACACGGAAAAACAAAGAAGGUCCACUGGGGCAGCUUCUUUCUCCCCCCCCCCCCUUUUUUUUAAGGAAAAGGGAAAUAAAAAAUUGUUUGCUUAUUCAUGUGGAAAAUUAGGGUCUGGAAAGAAUUUGAAGCCCCAGCUAUAAGGGAAUGACUAUGGAAAUGUCUUGAAUUAGGAAAAAUUGACAAAUCAAGAGUUGACAACCCCACAGCAUAUUGAGGGCGCCCCCUCCUGAUUUAGCCCAGGGCUGCAACUCUUGUCCCUGAUUAUCCUAGGAAGGCUUCUGAGAAGUUUUUUCUUUCUCAUUAGCCACCUUUUCACUGCUAAACCCCAAGCAGGUUAUUUUAUUUGGAAGCUCUCCUCUGUCUUUUGUGAUGAACAAUAAUAUCUCCCUUUUCCUGCUCCUAGAUAUACUCUGAACGUCCUAGAGGAUCUUGGAGAUGGUCAGAAGGCAAAUGAUGACAUUAUCGUAAGCUGGGUAAACAAGACCUUGGCAGAAGCUGGGAAAUCGAGCUCUAUCCAGAGCUUUAAGGUGCAAAGCAUUCCUCUCUCUUUCUUUUAAAAUGGGUAUUGGAUUUCUUGCCUUUAUUCUAGCAUAAAUAUUCCUGAAAUGGUGCAGCCUGGUAUUUUUAGGUUGGUGUGUCUGUAGCCACAUUCUGGGCCUGAGGCCUGCAUAAGUAGCCAUCCUGACAGGGAAAAACAGGAGGCUUCUCUUGUGGAAUAAUUUUCCCCAUGCAGACACCUCUCUGACAGUGAGCAGUUUGCUAGCUUCUUCUAAAUCUUCCAUCAUCCACAAAAAACUUAGGCCUUGUUCUAACUGAAGUCUGUGAGACUUCAGGCUGUCAUUAGUAUCUGGGUGUGAGCUGCUGCCGUGAGUUCUUGUUUCUCCAUUUUAACAUCUCCCUGCUUGUAGAUAAGGAGGCUACGCUCAAACUAUCCUCUGUGACAUGCUAUUGCUCUUUAUUUAUUUAUGGAGGUGCAGUCCACCGAUUGAGUGGCCACCACCUGCAGUCUGGUUCACCCAAGACAUAGUUCCGCACGGUUCUCAAUGCUACAGGGCUGCACUAGUGCUGAUCCUAACUCAGGGUAAACUGAUUGAAAUUAAUGGGCGUGGCUAACCGAGAUGGUUUAAUUUCACUGGAACUGCACUUGAGUGAGCAGCUGGACUUAGCUGGAUGCAGCCUGUAGAUACUGAAUAUCAGCAGGGCUUCCUUUCAGCCAGAACUCGCCAGAUCUCAGCUCCAGUUCCUUUCUGGUGGGUGCCAUUGUCAUUCUAAGAGAACAAGGGAGAUAUUCAUGGGGAGUUCUGGCACCUCUUUUUCUAGAAAAACAGCACUGAAUAUCAGGUUGUAUGGCAGAUUCUUAGAGAUGAUUAAACACCCACAAGAGAUUUUUGUAGAUCUCAAGAAAGAAAUAUUGAUUCUUCCCAAGUGUAAGAGCUGCUGUUUGUUCCAUUUCAUUGGUUUUUCCCUUGUGUGGAGGACUCCCUGGUCCUGAAUGGGGUAACUGUGCCCCUGAAGGACCAGAUGCGCAGCCUGGGAGUCAUUCUGGAUUCACAGCUGUCCAUGGAGGCACAGGUCAAUUCUGCGUCCAGGGCAGCUGUUUAUCAGCUUCAUCUGGUACACAGGCUGAGACCCUCCCUGCCCGCGGACUGUCUUGCCAGAGUGGUGCAUGCUCUAGUUAUCUCUUGCUUGGACUACAGCAAUGCACUCUACGUGGGGCUACCUUUGAAGGUGACCCGGAAAGUGCAAUUAAUCCAGAAUGCGGCAGCUAGACUGGUGACUGGGAGUGACCGCCGGGACCACAUAACACCGGUCCUGAGAGAUCUGCAUUGGCUCCCAGUACAUUUCUGAGCACAAUUCAAAGUGUUGGUGCUGACCUUUAAAGCCCUAAACGGCCUCGGGCCUGUAUACCUGAAGGAGCGUCUCCACCCCCAUUGUUCAGCCCGGCCACUGAGGUCCAGCGCCAAGGGCCUUCUGGUGGUUCCCUCGCUGUGAGAAGCCAAGUUACAGGGAACCAGGCAGAGGGUCUUCUCAGUAGUGGCACCCACCCUGUGGAACGCCCUCCCACCAGAUGUCAAAGAGAAAAACAACUACCAGAUUUUUAGAAGACAUCUGAAGGCAGCCCUGUUUAGGGAAGCUUUUAAUGUUUAACAGAUUAUUGUAUUUUAAUAUUUGUUGGCAGCUGCCCAGAGUGGCUGGGGAAACCCAGCCAGAUGGGCGGGGUAUAAAUAAUACAUUAUUAUUAUUAUUAUUAUUAUUAUUAUUAUUAUUAUUAUACAGUUCAACUGUGUGUGUUCUGUGUAUGAAUUGUCUGUCACCUGCUUCCUCAAAUUUUAAAUUACGUUAACAUACUGCCCCCCUUCUCUCAUCUAGGACAAGAGUAUUAGUAGCAGCUUAGCCGUUGUGGACUUAAUUGAUGCCAUUCAACCUGGCUGUAUAAAUUAUGAUCUUGUGAAGACAGGAGAUCUGUCAGAGGAAGAUAAACACAGUAAUGCCAAGUAAGCCUCUUUCCUUCUUCUUCAGUGUCCUAUUUUUUUAGCAUUCUACCAAUGUAUUCUCAUUUGAAACUCUGGCUCCAGGUCUAGUGUGCAGACCUCAUAGUCCAAAAACAUAUGCUGAUCCCAGAAUUUUUGCUUUCAGGAUUCCACAUUUAAAGCACAUGACUCCCUACAAAGAAUCCUAGUUGAACUGCGGAACUCACUCCCACAGGAGGCAGUGAGGGUCGCCAACUAGGUGGCUUUAAAAGGGGAAUUUGGCAAAUUCACAGAGAAAUUUGGAGCUGUCCGUGGCUACUAGCCGUGGUGCUCAGUCUCCCACUUGGGUGCAGCAGUGCUUCUGAAUGCCAGUUGCUGGAAGCAGCAGGAGGGGAAGGGGCUCUUGCGAUCGGGUCUUGUUUGUGUUCUUCCUCCCAACGGGGUACCUGGUUAGCCACUGUAAGAACAGGACGCACGACUAGAAGGGCCUUUGGCCUGAUCCAGAAGGGGUCUUCUUCUGUAAUUUGUUGUGGUUACUGGGAAUUGUAGACCUGUGAAGGGGAAACUACAAUUCCAAGGAUUCCUAGGAGGGUGAAAUCAUGUGCUUUAAAUGUGUGCUGGAUGUGCUUUCAUGUAUGUUGUGGAUCUGCCCAUAGUUGGUAAAAUGGGGAAAACUAUUCUUUGACAGUCUCAGACCCCCAGGGCCAGAUUUAGGUUUGAUGAGGCCGUAAGCUACUGAAGGUAAUGGAGCCCUUUAUAUGUCCAGCUGUCCUUUGUCAACAACAAAUUGUCACUGUUUUUUGUGUUGAAUAUAUGCUAUAUGGUAAUUGAUGGACCUAAUAGGUAUCUAAAGCCAUUUGCACAUAACAAAUAGGAGCCUACACAACACAAAACACUGUUGCUGUAUGUAGGUUUUAUUUUAUUCAUUUUUUAUCUUAUAUUUUGGAAAUGUACAUCCAGGGGUUUUUUUGUUUAAUUUUUUUGGGUGGCCCCCAAGAGAGUGGGGCCCUAAGCUAUAGCUUGUUUAGCUUAUACAUAAAUCCGGCACUGCAGACCCCACAUGUUUGGGUGUAGAUCUCUUCCUCCUCCUCCAUUGUUGUCAAGUGGCAAAAGGGUUCAAGACACCUGACAUCCCUUCAUUUGCUCCUAGGUAUGCCGUGUCAAUGGCUAGGAGAAUCGGGGCCCGUGUGUAUGCUCUCCCCGAGGACCUGGUGGAGGUGAAACCCAAGAUGGUAAUGACAGUGUUUGCUUGCUUGAUGGGCCGAGGAAUGAAGAGAGUUUAA